Messenger RNA from Dalotia coriaria, 1947 nucleotides. RefSeq names its product myrosinase 1-like. Gene Ontology annotation, molecular function: beta-glucosidase activity. The record is from RefSeq and is a predicted model, not a curated record. Gene Ontology annotation, biological process: carbohydrate metabolic process. NCBI's taxonomy places the organism in Eukaryota, Metazoa, Arthropoda, Insecta, Coleoptera, Staphylinidae. The coding region runs from base 285 to 1808 and encodes 507 amino acids. The transcript has 6 exons.
AGCGACCCCUUCCGACAGCCACGCGUUUAUUCGACUACAGCGCCACCACCAGAACUAAAACAAAUUUAAAAAUUGCCAACAAUACAACACAUUUUUAAACUCUACGCGUGAUAAUAGUAUUUGAAUGAACUAAAUAACAAUAUAAAAUACAAAAACAUUAAAAUACGUAUGUGCGUUCUUAGUUUAUGCGCAAAACAAAUGUCAACUAGGCAACCCACUAUACACCAUUUCAAAAUGGAACAAUCAGUCAAAAAAUUAAAACAUCACUGUUAAAUUUCAUCGUAAUGUCUGCAAUAACUCAAUAUCAAUACGCGCGAUUUCAGUUUCCGACUCUUUUUAAGUUCGGCGUUGGUUCUGCUGCUUAUCAAAUCGAAGGAGGCAGCAAUGACGACGGCAAAACUGACUCAACCUGGGACUACCAAUCGCGUACAUUCCCCCAGAAAUUCAAAAAUGGCGACAAUGCAGAUGAAGCCUGCAAUGCCUACAAUAAAAUAACCGAAGACGUCCGUAAUUUACACGCUCUAAGCGUAGAUUUCUACAGAUUUUCAUUAUCAUGGUGUCGCAUCCUCCCAACAGGCAUACCAUGUCAUAUAAAUCCCGCAGGAGUAAAUUAUUACAAGAAAUUAAUCAACGAAUUGAAUAAAAACGACAUCAGCGCCGUUGUUACACUAUUCCAUUGGGAUUUACCACAAAGUUUAGAAGCAUUAGGAGGCUGGACUAAUGCUAAAACGAUUGAUUAUUUCGUGGAGUAUGCAAGGAUUUGCUUCCGCGAGUUUGGAAACAGUGUUAAAAUCUGGAUAACAAUAGAUUCACCCAAUCAUAUCGCGCAGUUUGGUUAUGGCGACUGCAGGCAUGCGCCGUUCAUGGAUUCGGACGGAAUUGGCAGUUACAUGGCGGCGCAUAACAUGUUAAUCGCACAUGCGAAAGUUUAUCGCAUGUAUUAUGAUGAAUUCAGCAUGCAGCAAGGUUCUGUAGGCAUCGCAAUUGAUUGUCCAUGGUAUGAACCAUAUUCCACGUCACAAGAAGAUGCGGAUGCAGCUGGGAGAAUGUUAGAAAUGUAUGUUGGAUGGAUAGCACAUCCAAUUUUCACCGAAUCAGGAGAUUAUCCAUUGGUAAUGCGUGAGCGUAUUGAUAAAAACAGCACCGCACAAGGUUUCUACACGAGUAGAUUACCUAAAUUCACAAUAGAAGAAGUGAAUUUACUACGUGGAGCUACAGAUUUCUUCGGUUUAAAUCAUUUUGGUGCAUUUUAUGUUACGCAUGCAAAUAUCGGCUUAAUACCGAGUAAUGACAAUGACACAGGCGCGCAUUACUUCGUGGAUCAACAAUGGCGACAAUCUGCGCGUCCCAUGCAGAGCGUAUUACCCUGGGGCAUGUUUAAUAUCCUCCGCUGGGUGAACGAACAAUAUGGCCGCCCGCUGAUCUUCAUCACAGGUAAUGGCUAUGCGGGCCCGGCGAAUGAAGAUGAAUUCAACGACACUGAGCGUAUUGCAUACAUUAUCGAUUAUUUAAAAGAAGUCGCAAGGGCGAUUACACAAUGCAAUUGUGACAUUUCAGCGUUUACUUAUUAUCCGUUCAUGGAUUGUUUUGAAUGGACUGACGCAUACACAAUUCGUUCUGGAUUGUAUCACGUCAACUUUAAAGAUCCGAAUUUGACAAGAACAGCCAAACGUUCUGCGCAUGUGUACAAAUACGUCACCAAUACACAUCUGCUAGUUCCGAGAUUCACCGAUAUCAGCAUCAGCGCCGAUCGGAAACUCAUGGAGCAAACAGAGCCCACAACAAGCAAAGCAUACAAAAUUGACUAAAUUUUAACAAAAAACUUAUAAACAUACAAACAAUAUGGGCGAUUAUGAUUUAAUCGGUAACAUUUGAGAACAAAAAACAAAUAAUUACGUUUUUUAACGUAAAAAACUACAAAACUAAAUAGAGAUCUCCAAAAACAAA